AUGCCGUACUCAAGUCUUUUCCGAUCGGAAGAGAUGUCUCUCAUCCAACUAUAUAUACCACAGGAGACAGCUCAGCCAACCGUGGCAGAAUUGGGGGAAUUGGGCUUGAUUCAAUUUAGAGAUUUGAAUCCUGACGUUAAUGCGUUUCAACGCGCUUUUGUCAAGGAAAUUAGGCGAUUUGAUGAAUUGGAAAGACAUCUAAGAUUUUUUGAUGCACAAAUUACGAAAUCUGAUAUUCCUAUUCGUCCACUUACUGGCGACAUACAAAAUAUACAUGCCCGAAAUGCUCAGGAAAUUGAUGACCUUGAAGAAAAAAUCAUAGAACAUGAACGACGCAUUACCCAGAUGAAUGAGUCUUAUGAGACUUUGCAAAAACAAUAUUUAAAAUUAACAGAAAUGAGAUUUGUUCUGCAAGAGACAAGAAUAUUUUUUGAUGAGGCUACGUCUAAUCAAGAUAACAUACGCAAUUCUUUUGAUGAGCCUACUGCUCCAUUAUUGGAACAACAGGACCUUGAACAUGGUGGUGAAUCCUUGGUUCUCCACCAUCUUAAUCUUGGGUUUGUUACUGGUGUUAUCUCUCGUGCAAAAAUGCAAACUUUUGAGCGUAUACUUUGGCGUGCAUUGCGCGGGAAUUUAUACUUGAAAUAUGUUGAAAUAGAUGAACCAAUUACUGAUCCGGAAACUGAUGAAGUGCUAGAGAAAAAUGUGUUUAUUAUAUUUGCUCACGGAAAAGAACUUAUAAAUAAGAUUACGAAAAUAUCGGAAUCAUUAGGUGCAACUCUUUAUCCCGUAGAUAGUGACCCUAGUGUUAGAGAUAAUAACUUAGUCGAAAUAACAUCACAAAUUGAGGCCCGUAAUUCUGUCUUGCAAAACACUUAUAAUCUUCGAAGAACUGAAUUGCUGAAAAUUGCCGAGGAUUUGAAUAUUUGGAUGACAAUUAUUAAGAAAGAAAAAGCAAUUUAUCAUACAAUGAAUUUAUUUAACUACGAUUCGAGUCGCAAGUGUUUAAUCGCAGAAGGAUGGUGUCCAAGUAAUGACUUUGAUAAAAUUAAUCAGGCGCUGAGAACUGCUACUGAACAAUCAGGCUCAACUGUGCCAUCAAUCUUAAACGAGCUUCGCACAACAAAGGAACCACCAACUUUUAUUCGUGUCAAUAAGUUUACUGUUGGCUUUCAAGAAAUAGUUGAUGCAUAUGGUGUGGCAAAAUAUCGGGAGGUUAAUCCCGGGUUAUUCACUAUCAUUACUUUCCCUUUCCUUUUUGCUGUCAUGUUUGGUGAUUUUGGUCACGGAAUGUUAGUCACAAUGGCAGCAUUAUAUCUUGUCAUUCGCGAGAAAAAGUUCGAGAAAGGUAUAAGUGAUGAGAUAUUUGCUACAUUCUUCAGUGGCCGCUACAUCAUUUUAUUGAUGGGUUUGUUCUCCAUCUAUACCGGAUUGAUAUAUAAUGAUUGCUUUUCUUUGCCGCUUAAAUUAUUCCCAUCCGGAUUUCAGUGGCACCCUAAUCAAACUGAUGCUCAGCAAGUUGGGGUUUAUCCGUUUGGUAUUGAUCCGGCGUGGCAUGGGUCGGAUAAUUUCUUGGUUUUUACCAAUUCAUAUAAAAUGAAAAUGUCAGUUAUUCUAGGUGUUAUUCAGAUGAGCUUUGGUAUUAUCCUUACAGUGUAUAAUUAUACCUAUUUUAAAAAGCGAUUAAGCGUCUGGGCUGAAUUCAUUCCUCAGAUGUUAUUUAUGCAAUGCAUAUUUGGCUACCUUGUAUUUACAAUAAUACUGAAGUGGUCUAUCAAUUGGAAUGAGCGUGAUAAUAAUGGUGGACUAACGCAUGGUGCACCUCCAGGAUUAUUAAAUAUGUUAAUUUAUAUGUUUUUACAACCUGGUGUUGUAGCUGAAGAGGAUAGAUUGUAUCCAGGACAGGGAUUUGUUCAAGCCAUGCUUCUUGGUAUUGCAUUAAUAUGUGUACCAUGGAUGCUACUUACCAAACCUCUUAUUAUGAGACACGAUCAUAAAAAAAUUCGUUCUCAAGGUUAUCAUAACCCUCAAAUGGAUACUACACGUGUGUCAACUGACGAAGACAACGAAUAUGGUGGUGCAGUGGUUGCUGAGGAAAUGUUUGAAGUAGAAGAAUUUGAUUUUGCUGAAAUCAUGAUUCAUCAGUCUAUACAUACAAUUGAAUUUUGUUUAGGUUGUAUUUCUAAUACAGCUAGUUAUUUACGGUUAUGGGCUUUAAGUUUGGCACAUGCUCAACUUUCGUCAGUAUUGUGGGAUAUGACACUCAGUCCUACACUUGGAAUGUCUGGAGUAUUAGGAACAAUUGCAUUUAUUAUUGCAUUUAGUUUAUGGUUCAGUUUAACGGUCUUUAUUUUAUUGUUAAUGGAGGGUUUAUCUGCCUUCUUACAUGCUUUACGUUUGCAUUGGGUCGAAUUUAACAAUAAAUUUUAUGAAGGAACUGGUAGAAAAUUUCUACCAUUUUCAUUUAAAUUGAUUCUGAAAGAACAAGAUGAUUAG
Molecule: messenger RNA, 2496 nt
Organism: Dentiscutata erythropus
Lineage: Eukaryota; Fungi; Glomeromycota; Glomeromycetes; Diversisporales; Gigasporaceae
Source: the annotation of a GenBank genome assembly